This is a messenger RNA of Aspergillus affinis, 552 nucleotides long. It is a transcript of the gene rcf1, whose product is annotated as respiratory supercomplex assembly factor RCF1. Gene Ontology annotation, cellular component: mitochondrion. Gene Ontology annotation, biological process: mitochondrial respirasome assembly. Bases 1 to 552 code for a protein of 183 amino acids. The record is from RefSeq and is a predicted model, not a curated record. Lineage: Eukaryota; Fungi; Ascomycota; Eurotiomycetes; Eurotiales; Aspergillaceae. The transcript has 3 exons.
AUGUCUAGCGAGCCUCUUCCGUCCUCCCUGGAGGAUAAUCCUCACUUCCAGGAGGAAACCGGUCUCCAGAAGUUCCGCAGACGUUUCAAGGAAGAGCCCCUGAUCCCACUAGGAUGCGCCGCCACCUCUUACGCGCUCUACCGCGCCUAUCGAUCGAUGAAGGCCGGCGACUCGGUGGAGAUGAAUAAGAUGUUCCGUGCUCGUAUCUACGCCCAGUUCUUCACGCUUGUGGCCGUGGUUGCCGGAGGCAUGUUCUAUAAGACGGAGCGACAGCAGCGCAAGGAGUUCGAGCAGGCGGUGGAGGCGCGCAAGAGUCAAGAGAAGCGGGACGCAUGGCUGCGCGAGCUGGAGAUUCGUGACAAGGAGGACCGGGACUGGCGGGAGCGUCAUGCUGCCAUGGAGUCGGCGGCCAAGGAGGCUGGCAAGGUCUCUGCUGCGAAUGCUAAACCGGCGCCCGAGCAGGAUGCCGCUCGCUCCGUCAUCGAGCCAACUGAGCAGAAGUCUCUUGGGGUGUUGGCGGCUGUCCAAGAGCUCGUGUCGAGGCAGCGGUAA